Schistocerca piceifrons (Central American locust) is the source of this 1587-nucleotide messenger RNA. RefSeq names its product odorant receptor coreceptor-like. Gene Ontology annotation, biological process: detection of chemical stimulus involved in sensory perception of smell; sensory perception of smell. Gene Ontology annotation, cellular component: plasma membrane. Lineage: Eukaryota; Metazoa; Arthropoda; Insecta; Orthoptera; Acrididae. Gene Ontology annotation, molecular function: odorant binding; olfactory receptor activity. The record is from RefSeq and is a predicted model, not a curated record. The transcript is spliced from 7 exons. Bases 1 to 1560 code for a protein of 519 amino acids.
AUGGGUGCAACAGGAACUGGCGCAGUGAAACAGUUUUCGACUGGCGCCACAGGGGGCGCUUUGAUGUUCGCCGCCAGCCACAAGCGCAGCCCCACCAGAAAUCUCCGCAUCGCCGCCAAUGUCAUGGACUUCUACGCUGUGACGAGCGGGGACCACAGGCAGAAACGGUCGGUUCAGUUUGCUGCUCCGCUGUGCUCCGAGGUCGUACCCGCGGCUCCUCAGUUGGUGACACGUCUCGCGGCCGGCAGUCAGGUGAUGGAGGCGGCCUUCCAGGGGGAGCCGUCGGCGGAGGCGGUGCGGCAGGUGGUGGGCCCCAGCGGGACGCCGCUGAGACUGCUGGCGCUGUGGGCGGCGCCCGGCGCCGGGGGUGGCGUCGGCGUCUGCCACAGGGCUCUGUGCCUGCUCUCACUGCUCAUGCUCACCGUCAUCCCCAUGUGCACUGCCUCCAAGCUGAUCAUGGCUGACGACGUGGACCUGGAGGAAAUUACAACUUGCGGCCUCGUGAUCGUGUCAACUGUGGCCAUCCUUAUUAAGGUGAACACCUGUGUUAUUUCCAACUCAGGAUCAUUCGGACCUCUUAGUAGUCACCUGUUUAGCUCCGAUCCUCUGCAGGUGGUGGCAGGUGUGUUCCCAGUCGUGGGGUGGGGCCUGGCCCCCUUACUGUCUUGCGUCUUCUACUCGGCCAACUCGUCUUUGCCAUGUGGGAAGACGCCCUUCCCUGUGUGGCUGCCACCAGCCCUCCAGGUGUCUCCAGGAUACGAGGUGAUGUACAUCACGCAAGUUUCUAGCCACCUGGUGACAACCAGUACGACCACUGGCGUGAAUCUGUUCUUCAUCAACCUCAUGCUGAUGAUCGCUGCUGAACUGGAUGUCCUGAAUGAAAACAUUUCUGAUGUCCGGAAGGCGGCUAGUACAUCAGCUGGUGGUGAAGUUGAGGAGGGCGCAGUAGCAUCCUAUGUUUUCACCGCUGAUCGGCGAACCAGCACGCAGGACGUGUUCAGAAGACGAGACAUCUCAGAUGGCGUGCAAUCGUCGGGCACUGUUCAGCAUCACCCGUCUGGAGACAUCAUCAUCGAUCCUGACGAGGAGAUGUACCAGCAGCUAGUGGUGAACAUACGGCAUCAUCAAUAUAUGAUCGAGUCUGUCACACUGCUGCAAACGGCAAUGGAUUACCCAGUUUUUAUUCUCUUAUUCAUGAACAUGUCAACCAUAUGUGCGAACAUAUUAAUCAUUUUUGUGAACGGCAUGAAUCCUGCGUCAGCCCUCAAGUCUGUAGUGGCAAGCCUCUUUUUCAUAUCUGAAACCGCAAUUUACUGCUGUUUUGGUCACAUCAUCGUUCAACAAAGCGAGCUUCUGACCAAUUCUGCGUUCAGCUGCAACUGGCCAGAUGGCAGCACACGUUUCAAGCGCUCCGUGCUAAUCUUCAUGCUCAGGGCUUCACAUCCGAUGGAGAUAACAGUUGGAAAAACGUACUCCUUGUCAAGGCAGACGCUCCUGCAGGUGCUGAACGGCGCAUAUACCUUAUUCAACAUGUUGUAUCGCCUGAAUAGCACAAAAUGAGUUGAACGACGCUGGUAGCGAUGUAAC